GUUCAACCUCAUUUUUGACUUCAUUGAUAUUGAACAGAAACCAAACGGAAGCGACGGAGCGGAUUAGCCGGAUCUCGCCAGCCUCGUCUCCAAUAGUUGAUCAUGGCGUUCUUUCAGGGCACUCUUCAAGAGGGCAUCGCCGCUGCUCUUCAACAGUCAAAGUCCGUCAUGUGCUUUGUGACUGAUGGCAAGGAUGAGAGCCAGACAUGGGAGCUUCAAUACUUGCUCGAUGAAGCACUCCGUCCGAUGCUUGAAAGCAACGCGGUCUCUCUUCGGCUGGAGGCAGGCUCACAAGAAGAGGGGUUUCUUAAGCAGCUCUACCCUGUGCCACAAAAGCCCACCGUCGUGAUUAUUAGGGAUGGCCAACUCAAAGAGUAUAUCGCUGCUGGUGCUUCUAGGGAAGACUUCCUUCGGAGGAUGAAGGCGGCGCUUACGACAACGGAACUUACCCCUGACCAACCACUUCCUUCUCAAGCCGCACCUCCCCAACCGGCCGCAACCCCGGCCGCAACCCCGGCCGCAAUUCCGGCACCGGCUUCUCUCCCGAACCAGCCCAGCCAUGCCGACGAAUCUUCGUCCAGUAGCUCAGGCCAGGCCACCCCGCCAUCCACCACCAAUUCUCGGGUGCAAUCCAUGUUGACUGCAAGGGCCGCAAGGGUUCUCGAGCAGAAGAAGAAGGACGAAGCAGAGGCGAAGCGGCAAGGCGCCGAGAAGGGCAAGGCAAAAGCCGAGGCUGGAGCAAGUGUGCCGAAGAAAACCGAUGAACAGAGCAAGCACGCCGCAGCCCUCAAAAAGAAGCAGCGUGAGGCGCGCGAAGAGCGUGAGCGGAUCCUCAAGGCCAUCGAGGACGACAAGGUCGCGCGGAAAGUCCAAAAAGAAGAGGUAGCGGCCGCCCGGAGGUUGUCCAUGGCUUCCGAGAAACCCGACCUGGCCUCGUUCGCGCCGAUAACCCAGGUGCUCUCGUCCGCCGGUCGGCUAAGCGAGCACUGCGCUAUCCAAGCUCGCCUGUUCGACGGCUCAACAAUCCGCAACCGCUUCUCAAGCAGCGACACGUUGAGCCACGUGAGGAAGUGGGUUGACGAGAAUCGCGGGGACAACAAGGAGGCCUACUGCUUCAAGGUGCUCCUGACCCCGUUACCGAGCAAGACCAUCGACGUCACCGAGGAGGACAAGUCUCUUCAGGAGCUGGAGCUCACCCCUUCGUCCACGCUGAUUCUCCUCCGCGUGCCCAAGUUCAGGGUGGCCUAUUCGACUUCGCCGAGGCCGGCGGCCGGGGUACCUCAGGGGAACAUCUUUCAGAGGCUUAUUGCUUUCUUCUUGGCUAUCAUCACCGGCUUCUUCAGCACUGUUACCGCGUUCUUCUCGACCCUCCUGAGCACUGCUGGGCCGUCGGCAACCCCGGAGGCUAGUACUUCACGGGCUACUGGCUCUCAGAGCCAGGCCGCCGCCGAUGCGGCCAGACGUCGUGCAGGGCGGAUAGCGGGGGUGGACCAUACAGACGGGCGGCGGAAUGACCAGCAAUUCUACAACGGAAAUUCUACCAAUUUCGAGCCUAGGUCAGAUGAUGGGGAGUAAACUUUCAAUUGGUUCUGGUCGUGGUGGGAGAUAUGUGUCGAGUCGUAGC
This is a messenger RNA of Chaetomium fimeti, 1624 nucleotides long. RefSeq lists its product as uncharacterized. The record is from RefSeq and is a predicted model, not a curated record. Gene Ontology annotation, cellular component: endoplasmic reticulum. Gene Ontology annotation, molecular function: protein binding. The coding region runs from base 103 to 1575 and encodes 490 amino acids. The transcript is spliced from 5 exons. Lineage: Eukaryota; Fungi; Ascomycota; Sordariomycetes; Sordariales; Chaetomiaceae.